Messenger RNA from Zophobas morio, 4570 nucleotides. It is a transcript of the gene Ser, whose product is annotated as protein jagged-1b. Gene Ontology annotation, biological process: Notch signaling pathway; multicellular organism development; cell communication. Gene Ontology annotation, molecular function: calcium ion binding; Notch binding. Lineage: Eukaryota; Metazoa; Arthropoda; Insecta; Coleoptera; Tenebrionidae. Gene Ontology annotation, cellular component: membrane. The transcript has 17 exons. Bases 273 to 4157 code for a protein of 1294 amino acids. The record is from RefSeq and is a predicted model, not a curated record.
AUUCCCAGCCAGCAUUCAACAAGUUGGUGGCCCGAGGCGCCAAAACAGCGCGUCCGGGGCACAAAGAGCCCCGCGCCCAUUGGUCCUCCGCGGAUGCUGUGCCCGAGAGGCAGGGGGCUGCCCGCGGCUGCGCGACUCCUCAGUAGUCCACCGGCCGUCGUCUUGAACGCGACUCCUCGGGCUCAGCUGCUGCGACCGCGAACAGUGGAUCAGAUCGGUUUUCGGGAGAUCGGUUGGGAGGAUUGGCUCGAUGUGGGCUCUUUGCUGUGAUUAUGUGCAGUGUCAUGUGGCGAUUAUUGUGUAGGAGCAUGACCCAUGGAUAUUUAUUACAAUUCUUUCUGCUGCUACUCUACCUGCUACAGCGUGCGCAUGGCUCCGGCUUCUUUGAACUGCAAGUUCUGGAGAUGGCCAACCCUCGAGGGGAACUGUCGAACGGGGAGUGUUGUGGGGGUGGUGCGCGCUCCCCAGUGACCGGACGGUGUUCGGCGUCCUGCAACACCUUCUUCAGGCUCUGUCUGAAGGAGUACCAGAGCAACGUGACCAGCACGGGCUCGUGUUCCUUCGGGAACACCUCCAGUGUGGUCCUGGGACGCGAUUCCUUCACGCUUGCCGAUCCCGAAAGGGGAAAGCUCGUCUUGCCAUUUACCUUCAGAUGGACGAGAUCCUUCACUCUCAUUCUUCAGGCUGUGGACCACAAUAACUUUACAUUACCUGCUACUAACGACAUAAUAGAAGAAGCCACCUAUUCUGGCAUCAUCGACCCGAGCGCGGAAUGGCACACCCUCAACCACAGGGGGCCGAAGGCCCGCCUCACCUACAGGGUGCGGGUCAAAUGUGAUAGUCAUUACUACAAUGCCACCUGCACCAAGUUCUGCAGGCCGAGGGAUGACAAGUUCGGGCAUUAUAUCUGCGACUCGAAUGGGGACAAGGAGUGCAUAGAGGGAUGGAAGGGGGCGACGUGUGAUUUUGCUGUUUGUAAACCAGGCUGUCAUCCCGUCCACGGCAAAUGUGAUAACCCCGGCGAGUGCAAUUGCCGGCCCGGAUGGCGAGGGGACUUCUGCGACCAGUGCGAGCCCUACCCCGGAUGCAAGCACGGGUACUGCAAUGGGUCGUCGUGGCAGUGCAUCUGUGAUACCAACUGGGGAGGAAUCUUAUGCGAUCAAGAUUUAAAUUACUGCGGAACCCAUGAACCGUGUUUAAAUGGGGGCACCUGUGAGAACACGGCCCCGGAUAAUUACUUGUGCACAUGCCCGGAAGGGUUUUCCGGUACCAAUUGCGAAGUCGUGGACAACCCGUGCGCUCCACAACCGUGCCUCCACGGAGGGACUUGUCUGGAAGCCGGAGGCUCCUUCAGCUGCGAGUGCGCCCCGGGAUGGACCGGGACCACGUGUAAUGUCGACAUUGAUGAAUGCGCCUCAGCUCCGUGUCAGAACGGUGGAACGUGCGUCGAUCUGGAGGACUCUUUCAAGUGCGACUGUCCAACAGCGUGGGAAGGAAAUGUCUGCCAGUUCGACGCCGACGAGUGCCUCCGCACCCCGUCCCCGUGCAUCAACGCCAUGUCCUGUGUGAACCUGGUCGGCGACUACCGGUGCAAAUGCCGGGUCGGAUGGACUGGAAAAAACUGCGAUCAGAACAUCAACGAUUGUGUGGGACAAUGCCAACAUGGCGCCACCUGCAUCGAUUUGGUCAACGAUUACCACUGUGCCUGUCAGCCUGGAUACACAGGUCGUGACUGCCGCACUGACAUCGACGACUGCGCCUCCAACCCCUGCAAAAACGGCGGCGAGUGCGUGGACCAAGUCAACGGAUACCGAUGCAUCUGUCCUGUGGGAUUCACCGGCCACGAAUGCGAGAACGACUACAACCACUGCAACCCGGACCCUUGUCAAAACGGAGCUUCUUGCUUCAACACCCAGACCGACUACUACUGCCACUGCCCUGAGGGGUGGCAAGGCAAGAAUUGUAGCCAAAGCAAACUCCUGUGUGACAGCCCGCCAUGUGACGACGGAAUCGAAAGUUGUAUAGUGGUGGCGGUGGGCAGCGGCAGGAACACAGCCCCCAGUAUUUGUGGCGAACACGGCCACUGCGUCAACCUCCCCGGAAUCGGCCACAGGUGUCAAUGCCAGCCCGGAUUUACCGGAAAGUACUGUCAUGAAAACAUCAAUGACUGCAAGGUCAACCCUUGCGAAAAUGGCGGCACCUGCGUGGACAAAAUCAACGCAUUCCAGUGUAUUUGUAAAGAAGGCUGGGAAGGGGCUUUAUGCAACAUCAACACAGACGACUGCAGCCCCAACCCCUGUCGCAACAACGGAACUUGCGUGGACCGAAUCGCCGAUUUUGAAUGCAACUGCAAGAACGGCUGGAAGGGUAAAACGUGUUCUUUGAAAGAUAGCCAUUGUGACCACACCACGUGCAAAAACGGGGGGACGUGCCAGGACCUGGGGAAGACGUUCGUGUGCAGGUGUCCUCCAGACUGGGAAGGGACGACGUGCCACAUCGCCAAACAAACCGCCUGUCGCUCGAACCCGUGCCUCAACGGCGGCACUUGCGUCAACACCGGCGACUACUACCAGUGCAUUUGCAAGGACGGCUUCGAGGGCAACCACUGCCAGGACGACGUCAACGACUGCAUCCCGCAGCCGUGCCAGAACGGCGGCAAGUGCAUCGACGGCGUCAACUGGUUCCUGUGCGAGUGCGCCCCCGGCUUCACCGGCCCCGACUGCAAGAUCAACGUCAACGACUGCGCCUCGAACCCCUGCGGCUACGGCGGGACGUGUCUGGACAGAAUCGACGAUUUCGAUUGCAUCUGCUCGCCCGGAAGGAGCGGAAAGCAGUGCAACGUUCCAGACAACUCCCACCUCCCGUCGCCCGGAAGCUGCACGUGGGAGGGUCACACCCUCGAGAACAACAUCACGUGGCAGCACGAAUGCAACACCUGCUUGUGCAUCAACGGCUUGGUGAAGUGCACCAAGCUCUGGUGCGGCCUGGGGAACUGCCGCAGCAGCGACAGGAUGAACAACUGCAACAACAACCAGGUGUGCGUGCCGUCGCCGUCGGAGUCGUGCUUGUCGCCGCCGUGUCAGCCCUACGGAGAGUGCAGGGACCUGGAGAGCGGGCGCAGGGUGAAGCCGCCGUCGGUGCCCAGCCCCAGCACGUGCUGGCCCAACCAGGCGGUCCUGAGCAACACGUGCGCCAGGCUGACGCUGCUGCUGGACCGGAUGAAGCUGCCGCCGGGGGUGACGGUGGAGAGCCUGUGCGGGGACCUGAGGAGGUUGCUGGCUAACCAGCAGGCGGCCAACGACUUGCAGAACGAAUUGGUGCUGCUGUGCGAUCUCAAGAUCGACUACAAUGAUACCGUCGAAGUCACUCUGUCUGGCCAAGCCGGCGUCCUGGACGGCAUCCGCGUGAUCGGCGAAGCCAUCUCCCGCAAGCAAACCACCGUCCUGGCCCUCACCUCCAUCGUGGAGGUGAAGGUGGAAACCGCCCUCGUCUCCGAGGAGCCCCCCAACAACAAAUACCUAAUCGCCCUCGUGUGCUUCAUAACCCUGGGCCUGGUGGCGGCCGUCGCCGUGGGUCUGCUCUACUUGCGGCAGCGCCGGCGCAACCUCGGCCUCAGCGGCAUGAACCUGUCGCCGUCGUCCGACACCUGCCACCGCAACCACGAGGACGAGAAGUCCAAUAACCUGCAGAACGAGGAGAACCUGCGCAGGUACGCGAAUCCGCUCAAGGACGACGGCGGCAGCAUGGCCAGCAUCAACUCGGCGGGCGCGUGCGGCCUGGACUUGCCCAAGGUGAGCGUGGUCCGGCCGCUCAGCUCCAUGCUGCCGCACGAAACCUCCAGCGAGAUGCUGGAGAUGAUUUCCGAGGUGGACUGCCCGGGCUCGAGGAAGACCAUGCUGGUGGUGCCCGGGACCAGCAACGACAACAACUCCAUGAAGAUCGGGGACGGGAUCAAGCUGGACGGGCUGAGCCCGGCCCACCGCAGCAGCCAGAUCAUGCUGUACAAGGCGCAAAAUCCCGACGUGAGGAAGAACACAGCGGCGUUCGACGAUUCUUCGGGACACAAAGACUUUAGCAAAAGUAUUAUUAAUGUAAAUAAACAGAGGACUUCGCAGAAUACGAGCGGGAGUGCGGAUGUGCUUACAGUGCUUGUUUAACUUCGGGCCAGUGGAGUGUGGGCUCCGUGACUUUUUUGUGCAAUUUUAGUCGUAGGUUUUUAACGAAAUUGAGGAAGCCCAUAUGACUAUGACUGCAUUAUGUUAGACUCUAAAGUGAUAAGGAGUAUGAUCUCGUGAUUUUUAGAAACACCUGGUGACACAACGGAAACGUGUUAAUAGUGUGAUAUUAUUUAAUAUUUUGAUUUGUUUUCUUUUUUUUAUAAUAUAACUUGUUAGAGUUUUUAAAAUUAUUUUUAUUUAAAUUUAAUUUCUGUAAUUCAGAAUAAUGUGUACAUAUAUUUGUUUUUUUUUUUUUUAUAUUGUAUUUAUUGUAUUGUUCCUGACUUUUUUAAUCACAUUUUAGUGUAUUGUUUUAGACAUAGAGUUCCAUUAUAGACUUCAAAUAUCUGUGA